UGUCAAGCCUAUCGGAUAUCGGUAGUUUUCGGGUUGCCAUGGUGCCGGCCAUUACGCAUAAUUUAUAUACACAUUUUAUUCACUGAAAAGAAGAAAGGGGAAUUUAAUAAACUAAAGGAUCCAAUAAGUAAGAAAUAUAUCUGUAUUUAGAUAGCCAAGCGGGCUAAAAUCACCUGGGUUUCUAGAGCGGCGUCUGGCUUUUGGCACACCUAGCAACCCUGGUCGCGACAUAUAUACUUUUUAUGCGCAAAAAAGUGGAGAAUUCGCUCGCUAAGCAGACGAAACGCCUGAAUUUACACAUGAAUCUCAUUCUCAAGUAAACAAAAAACAGCAUUUAACAGUGCAUAAACUUAAAACCCGUGGAAAACGCAACGUGGCAGUGAUAUUUGUUAGUUAUUUGAGCCUGAAACCCGUAUAAAAAGCAACUUCCGCAGACGUCAGCAAGUGCCACAUAAAAGAAAUAGAUGGAAUAAACAAAUAAAUGGGAGUGAUUCGAUAAAUAAAACUCAGGAAUAUCAAACGGUACAGGGCAAGGAAAUAGAAGCGGCCGAGUGUGCCGUGUUGUCAUGCAUUUUGUCACACAGCAGCGGGCACAACAGCAGCACCACAAGUCCUCCACCUCCUCGUCGAGUUCCUCGCUGGCCUCCAGUUCCUCGUGUUCCGGAUCUGGAUCUGGAUCAGGAUCGGGACUAGGAUCUUCCUCCCGCUUUGUGGCCCUGCGCAAGUCAUCCAGCCAGGGUGCUCUUCCCAAGUCCUUGGCCACCGCCCACAGCUUCUUCCAUCGUCCUUCGGCCUCGCAGAGCAAACACAAACGCACCGCCAGCCUAAAUGCGACGCCUAUGAUUAAAGAUAGUGAAAUAAACAACCCAACAACAUCAAGUGUAAACAUAACCGCUUCGACUGCCGAAAGUUCGAGCAGUAGUAAGCCCCCUGCCAAUGCCAACAUGAUUCCCGAGACCACCCAGCCCGAUCAGCUCCAGUCACAGUCACAGACACAGUCCCAGUUCCAGUCACAAUCGCCGUCACAGUGCCAGCAGGCACAGGAUAGCCCCGAGCAUCCCAAUCCCCAGCAGCAAACGCAGCCGGAGGAGGAGAAGCAGGCGGAUGCGGCUGGUAGCAAUGGUGGCGACAGGCGCGAUUCGAUCACCGAGGAGAUCACGAUAACGAGCACCACCAACAGCAGCUUGAGCACCAAACUCCUGACCAUUCAGGAAGCUGCAGGCAGCUUAGAGCACAGCAGCGUCUCCAUAUCGACGUCCUCCAAACAGAACGCUUCCACAGCAGCCGGCGGAUCGCCACCAGCUGGUGCAGCUCCAGGUGCCAAUGACUCCACCGGCAGCAACCUCAGCUUAACCCAGGCCGCCACUUCCACUAGUCCUGGUUGCAGUUCGAGUUCUGGCAAUACAUCCGUGCCAGGAGCCACGCCCAGCAUAAAUAUUGUGUCUAGUGAGCCGUCGAGUCGAGAUCAGACACAGCAGUCGCAGAGCAUCGAUUCCAACGGAUUCACUGCUCCGGGCUGCUCCACGGACAGUCCCAGCAGCCGAAAGAGCUCUACAAGCUCCAAGGGCAAGGCCAGCCAAGCGAAGCUAUCCACAUCCAGCAGCGGUCGGGAUGAGCAGGACAUCUCGCACCACCGGCUGAGCGAUCUCACCCAGCACGAGCUCAGCUUGCUGCGCGUUGACCGGGAGCCACAGGUGACCAGUAGCAGCUCCACGUCCAACGAGAAGGCUGCCAAGCCAUCGCGGCUCUCGGAGCGGGCCAAAAAGAAGUCCUGGUACAACGUCAUCUAUCCGAACUACAAGUCGCGGGCCGAGGACUUCAAGAAGCUCUUCAAGGACGUGCCCAACGAUGAGCGCCUGAUUGUGGACUACUCGUGUGCCCUGCAACGCGACAUUCUGGUCCAGGGCCGUCUGUAUGUGUCACAGAACUACGUCUGCUUCCACGCGAACAUCUUCAGCUGGGAGACAUACUUGAGCAUCAAGUGGAAGGAUGUGACGGCCAUAACCAAGGAGAAAACAGCCCUGGUCAUACCCAAUGCCAUUUCGAUAUCCAGCGGCAAGGACAAGUACUUCUUUGCCACGUUCACCUCCCGCGACAAGAGCUUUUUGAUGCUCUUCCGCGUCUGGCAGAACACGCUGAUGAACAAGCAGUUUUCGCCUCAGGAGAUUUGGAAGCAUGUGCAUACCUGCUACGGUGAAGAGCUGGGCCUGACCACCGACGACGAGGACUACAUUGAUCCCACGCUGGACAACGACAACGAGACGGACUUUGACUUCCAGACGGCCAUCGAUGACGAUAGCCAAUCGCAGCGUCAGUCGCAACAGUCGAAUCAAUCCAACCAGUCAAAUCCCCAGCUUCCACAGAGCGGAAACAGUAGCGCCAGCAGCGGUGGCGGCGUCCGAGCCUCUGCCCCACGCAAGUCCAAGACGAAAUACUUCUUCAACUCCUCCAAAUCCUCGGCCAACGCCUCGGCCAGCGGCUCGGAUAACAACAAGACCAGAGAGAGCACUCGCAAACUAAACAAGAAGAUGAAGCAGAAUGCCAAGGAGUUGACCCUUAGCUCUGUAAAGCCGACAGAGCUUUCGGUGAGCGUCACUAUGAACGCUCCUAGUGCCAGUAGUAGCAGCACCGCUGGCUCCACCACAGCCUCCUCCUCCACCAUCGCCAAUCACACGGGCUCUGGUUCCGGAUCAGGUUCCGUAUCGGGUUCAAACACGGCUGCACCGAGUGGCAGCGGCAGCGACAAGAAGUCUGCGGAAAAGAAGGUCAGUACGGCUUCAAACUCUGCCGCCACAGCAGCAGCAGCAGCCGCUUCAUCUCUGGCCAGUGCCCCUUCUGGCCAACCAACAAUAGAGUCCAAGCUAGAAAUCAAGCGCAAGCUCGGAAAAAUUCAUCGCCAACGCGAAGAGGGCAAAAAUGCUGCCGAGAGUGUGCCCACAGAUGUCUCCGACUCGUCGGAUUCCGAAGAGAACAACUUGCCAUUUGUGCCCACCACAGAGUGCACCUCGACGCAUGAGGGCCGCCAGAUCGUCCACACCAUUCUGCCCAUUAACGUGGACACCUUGUUCAAUCUUCUGUUCAGCAAGUCCAAAUUCAUAACCGACUUCCAUGCCAUGCGCAAGUCAACGGACCUUGUGUUGGGCGAAUGGACCAAGAACGAGGAGGGUUUGCAAGUGCGCACUGUGAACGUCACCGUUCAAUUGGCCGCCUCAGUGGGACCCAAGACCUCAAAGGUAACCGAGUACCAGACGCAGCGGGAGUGUAGCAAGCCGGGCGAACUGUAUUCCAUAGACGUAAAUAGUGUUAAUGCAGGCAUUCCAUAUGCGGACAGUUUCAGUGUGCUCAUACACUUCUGCCUGGCCAGAACUGUCGAUGAUCACACUAUGCUCUCGAUUCACACUCAGAUCAAGUACAAAAAGUCGAUCUGGGGCGUUGUUAAGGGCUUCAUCGAGAAGAACACGUGGGCGGGACUAGAGGACUUCUUCGGCGCCCAGUUGCAUGCGCUCCAAAGCGAAACGUGCAUUCCGCCUGCCAAGGGAAAGGGACGCAGGCCGAGGAGAGGUACGGCCACCAUAAUUCGCCCUCUGGAGGAGGCAGUCGGUCAGGCACCAGCCGGUGAUCCCCUGGAGGCGCAGUUGCUGUCCACGGGCGGCAUUCCUGGGGCGACAGUCGGCGCCGCCACGGGUCAUCCGCUGCUGCUCGAGGGCGGCAAGCAGCAGCAGCUACACCACCAUCAGCAGACGCACCACCAUCACCUGCAGCCGCACAAGCAGCACCACCAGCAGCAGCAGAUGCACCUGGGUGGCGGCGACGGCCAGCCCCUGGCCACUGGUCACGGGACACAGGGUCACAGACUCAGACACAAAGGCUUGUGGUUGUUGGUUAUACUGUUGCUGUUCUUGAUGCUGGCAUUAAAUGUGAUAUUAUUACUUAAGCUCUGGAAGCUGGAGGAACGCAUUGACGUGGAUCUCAAUCGGCGGGCCCGCCUGCCCAGUUUGGCGGCCUUAAGUGAGCUACCGAGCACGAAUCAGGAAUGGCUAGAAUUGCUACGCGACCAGGAGAUGGCACACGAGAACGAGCUGCAAAAGUGGCAGCAGGUGCUCAAAACUGCCAUCGAGCUGCUGAAAAAGGUGAGCAUAGUCUGCGAAAAGAUCUACAACGACGGCCACCUACGUCAGAGCAUUGAGUCGAUGUCGAUGGCGGUGCACACAGAAUUCUAAGCAUCUCAUUAGAGGGUGAUUAACAGCAGCGAACAGUGACUUCGGCAAACAGCAAAAGCGUCAACUAAUUGUAACUUUAACACUCACAACCACAUAUGUAUACUUGCAGUGCGUUUCAUAGGUGAACGACAGUUAGAGGAGAGUAAGGAAGACCCUUUUGGUCGGAACACAUUUAAACUUCAGUUUUACCAUUUGUAUUUUGUGUUUUAGUUUAAAUUUCCGUCGUUUUCUUUAAAUUCGUUUGAUUGAUUAAUACAACUGUCUAAACAUUUUGAAACGCACUGUACUAGCGGGCAUUUGUUACUGAUCUCUUAGUUAGCAAUACACAAAACCCCAAAAUGUUGCAUGUUAUUUUGCCUCGGUUUAGGAAGCGGUUUCUCUGGCACUCGCUGAGGAGGAAAAUGUCACAAAUCAGUGUAUCUAAAUCCAAGCUUUAACUUGUGUUUUCAAGCAUCUAUCUCAACCAGAGUUGGCAAUUCUUUAGAGAUAAGUUUUGUAUUCCGUAGAGCGAGCUCAAAGAUUGUAUUGAAAAUCAUUUCGGUCUAUCUGCAAACAAAAUUUAAAUGCUUAGAGAGAGGAUUAUCGAAUCAGAUUCCUGAGGCAUCACACAAACUCAAACUCACUGUCAAAACCUUGUAUUUUUACUGAAAGAACUUUGGCUGAAAUCAUUGUACGCUAGCAGUAAAUUAAAUUAAACAAAAUGUUGUGCAAGUUAAAUUAAUCCAAUCCAAUUGUCUUCGACAAGCUAGCAAAGUACCCAAACCCAGUGUGUUUGGGCCAAGAGCAGAGCCACCAAAAAAUCUGAAAUUGAAUUUAAAAUUCAGCAUAAGUUUAGUCACAAACCGAUCGAACACAGACAUAAGAGAAAGGAGGACACAAACCAAUUUGUCAUUUAUACAUAUAUUUAUGAUUAUGUUUUAAUCGUAAGAGAAGCGCAGUGUAAUCUAUGUCGUAAGUAGCUGCAUUUUAGUUAGAUUAGAGCAAUUGUUUUGUUUUUACCACGGCAUUUAUGUGUAGCACCUGUUUGCUUGGCUUUGCUUUAGACAAAUGUAUCUACAAUUCCUCAAGUAUUUCAUAUCUCACAACAUACCAAAAACUAAAAACAGAAACUUGAAAACCGAAAGAAGUCAAGAGAGAGCGCCCUGAAUUUUUGUUUUAGAAAAUUCAUUUACAUGUCGAGCAAGCGCAAAACUGGCAAACUGACAAACCGGAGAGUGUAUAAUUAUAAUUAUAACUAAAAUAUAAUUGCCAGUCUAUGGCUAGAAGAAUUUGAUAAAAACGAUUAUACAAAAUACUUAUUGUGUACGAUAUUUUUGUAAAACCAAUCGUUCUUUUGUAUAACUUCUCCUAACUCUUUACCCUUACCCGUUUUUUGGCGCCCGUUUACAUAUGAUACCGAUACCGAUACCGAUACCAAUACCAAUACAAGAAUCAGAAACCAGAUACUUUAAACUAUUCAAUAUAAAAUGCCAGGCAGGAUUAAACCGAUAAUUGCAUACUCUAUAUACACUAUAUAUAUGUAACAUAUAUAUGGCCAAGUAUUGUUAGUCUGUAGUAGUUGCAUUUUAAAUUAACAAAACGCAGAUUAAACAAAAGCUUAAGAAAGCAACAACUUGUGCGAAUUGAAUGUGAGGAGGUGAAGCAGAAAUUAACACAAUAUUUAAGCAAAUACAUUUAGGUCUAAGCUACAAAAAUUGAAUAGUUGGGUAAUCCCACACUAAAAACUAAUUCUUGUCAAAUUAAUUUGGGCCCUAGCAAAAUUGGCUUAAAAUUUGUGUCACAAGUUAGACUUAAAAACAACAUACGAGAAUAAGAAACCGAAUGUUAAGCUGCAGUAAUGAAAAUUCUAAUUUAUUAUAAAACCAAAUAAAUAAAAAUACAAAAAAUG
Molecule: messenger RNA, 6108 nt
Organism: Drosophila eugracilis
Lineage: Eukaryota; Metazoa; Arthropoda; Insecta; Diptera; Drosophilidae
Product: protein Aster-B
Biological process (GO): intracellular sterol transport
Cellular component (GO): plasma membrane; endoplasmic reticulum membrane; endoplasmic reticulum-plasma membrane contact site
Molecular function (GO): sterol transfer activity; sterol binding
Source: RefSeq, a predicted model, not a curated record